Molecule: messenger RNA, 1416 nt
Organism: Salvia hispanica
Lineage: Eukaryota; Viridiplantae; Streptophyta; Magnoliopsida; Lamiales; Lamiaceae
Source: RefSeq, a predicted model, not a curated record
AUCACGCUGUGACGUUUGUCAUGAAAUAUUGGCCAAAGCAUGGUGGGUGUAUUUUUGUGGAGAUUGCAGAUUCUUUGCUCAUCUUAGGUGUGUCGCAUUCACCACAGCUGAGACCACAAAACAAGACUCCAACUUAAAGAGGAGGAUGCUAAUCUGAUUGAGUUCCCACUAUGUGCGCAUGACAUAUCUAAGGAGUUAAUCACACCUUUUGUGAUGCGAGAAAACGGUCUCAACAGGAUCCCAGAUGUCAAAGAUAUGCCUUCAACUGUGAAUAUGCCGCAUACCACAGCAAGUUUCUCAUUUCUAUUCAACUAUCACAACCAUCCUUUGAGCUUGGUUGCAGAGCAUCAUGAUGAUGACACCAAAAUCAUGCAUGAGGAAGAAGAAGAUGAAAACGUAGUCGAGGCAACAGAUGAUGAAUUGAUGGUUUGUGAUGUGUGUGUAACACCCAUAUCUUCACCUCCAUAUUACGAGUGCGCUUCUUGCAAAUAUUUCAUCCAUGCCAUUUGCUACUUGUUACCCAAAACAUUCUCGUCAUCGUCUUCUCCUAAUAUUUACAGUGAAUGCACUAGAACACAUGAUAAAAACCAUGAAUUCACACUCUACACAAGUUCAGAAUUAUUGGAUAUGAAUACAAGUUUGUGUAAGUGUGAGAUUUGUGGUUUUAUUACAAAUGGAACAGUAUACAAGUGUGAAGGGUGCGAGAUGAAGAUAGAUGUCAAGUGUGCGUCUCUACCGACUAGUAUUAGACAUAAAUUUCACACACAUCACAAACAUCUAGUCUUGAAUAGGAUACCAUCAGAAGGUGGAAAAAGGAAGCACUGCCAUGGCUGUGGAUUUCACAUGAAGAAAAUUACAUAUUGCUGCAGCAGCAAAGAUUGUGAUUUUGAAUUGGUCUUGAGAAAUGCUAUGCUUCCUGCAAGCAUAACAAGGCAUGAGUGGGACAAAUACCAUUCAUUAAUGUUGUUAUCUGAUGCAGCUCUCGACCAUCCCUCCGGCUUUAUUUGUGAUUUAUGUGAAGUGGAAUUGCAUCCCAAGGGGUGGAUGUAUCAUUGUCGGCAAUGUGACCUUUCUUUCCACCUAGAUUGCCUCGAGUCCGCAUCUGGCCUGUUCAGAAACAUCAAAUUUGGGCGACGAUUUAUGAUGCGUGGUAUUCACCCUAAUCAUCCUCUCACAUUCAGUUGUGUCACUAUCAAGAGAAGGUGUGACCUUUGUUAUAUGGAGGUGUAUAACAAUUGUGGGUUGGAAUGUGCAUCAUGUUACUUUGUUGUGUGCCUAAGCUGUGGUAGGAGAGAAUUAGCUAAGAAGAUGUAAUUUGCAGUUGAUGUCAACUUCAGUAAUUGGUUUGAUUCAGUGGAAUGAUUGAUAUAAAUAAUCAAUACUCCUCUAUAAUAUUUGACUUUUUGCUAUUUUCAA